This is a messenger RNA of Talpa occidentalis (Iberian mole), 6450 nucleotides long. RefSeq names its product serine and arginine rich splicing factor 4 (gene SRSF4). The record is from RefSeq and is a predicted model, not a curated record. Bases 48 to 1589 code for a protein of 513 amino acids. Gene Ontology annotation, biological process: alternative mRNA splicing, via spliceosome; mRNA splice site recognition. Gene Ontology annotation, cellular component: ribonucleoprotein complex; nucleus; cytoplasm. Gene Ontology annotation, molecular function: mRNA binding. The transcript is spliced from 6 exons. Lineage: Eukaryota; Metazoa; Chordata; Mammalia; Eulipotyphla; Talpidae.
CCUAAGGGGGGCUGGGGCCGGGCCGAGCCGUCGCCGCAGCUGCCGGGAUGCCGCGGGUGUACAUUGGGCGCCUGAGCUACCAGGCCCGGGAGCGCGAUGUGGAGCGCUUCUUUAAGGGCUACGGGAAGAUCCUGGAGGUGGAUCUGAAGAACGGGUAUGGUUUUGUGGAGUUUGAUGAUCUGCGUGAUGCAGAUGAUGCUGUUUAUGAACUGAACGGCAAAGACCUUUGUGGUGAGCGAGUAAUUGUUGAGCAUGCCCGCGGCCCACGGCGAGAUGGCAGUUACGGUUCUGGACGCAGUGGAUAUGGUUAUAGAAGAAGUGGCCGAGAUAAAUAUGGCCCUCCCACCCGCACAGAAUACAGACUUAUUGUGGAGAAUUUGUCAAGUCGGUGCAGCUGGCAAGACCUAAAGGAUUAUAUGCGUCAGGCGGGAGAAGUGACCUAUGCAGAUGCUCACAAAGGACGCAAAAAUGAAGGGGUGAUUGAAUUUGUGUCUUAUUCCGACAUGAAAAGAGCUUUGGAAAAGUUGGAUGGAACUGAAGUCAAUGGCAGAAAAAUCAGAUUAGUGGAAGACAAACCUGGUUCUCGACGACGCCGGUCCUACUCCAGGAGCCGGAGUCAUUCAAGAUCUCGUUCCAGAAGCAGACAUUCUCGUAAGAGCAGAAGCCGAAGUGGCAGUAGCAAGAGCAGCCAUUCGAAGAGUCGCUCCCGAUCCAGGUCAGUUUCCCAUUCCCGGAGCAAGAGCCACAGCCGCAGCCAGAGCCGCAGCCGGAGCAAGAAGGAAAAAAGCAGGAGCCCCAGCAAGGACAAGAGCCGCAGCCGUAGCCGCAGCGCAGACAAGCGCCGCAGCAAGAGCAAAGACCAGGCCGAGGAGAAGGUCCAGAACAGCGACAACGCUGGGAAAUCCAAGAGCCGGAGUCCUAGUCGGCAUAAAAGCAAGAGUAAAAGUAGAAGCAGGAGUCAAGAGAGGAGAGUGGAGGCAGAGAAGCGGGGGAGUGUGAGCAGGAGCAGGAGCAAAGAGAAGAGCCGGAGUCAAGAGAAGAACCUCCACAAGAGCCGGAGCCGGAGCAAAGGAGGCAGCAGGAGCCGGAGCAGGAGUCGAAGCAAAAGCAGGGACAAGAGGAAGGGGAGGAAACGAAGCCGGGAGGAGAGCCGCAGCCGUAGCCGCAGCCGCAGCCGCAGCCACAGCCGUAGCCGCAGCCGCAGCCACAGUCACAGCAAGAGCGAGAGGAGCAGAAAACGAAGCAGCAAGCGAGACAGCAAGUCCGGCAGCAGCAGCAAGAAGAAGAAGAAGGAAGACACUGACCGUUCCCAGUCCAGAUCGAGGUCCCGCUCAGGCUCAAAGGAGCGGGAACACGCCAAGUCUGAGUCCGGCCAAAGGGAAGGCCGCGCAGAGAGUGCAGAUGCUGGCACCAAUCAGGAGGCCCGGUCCAGGUCGAGGUCCAAUUCCAAAUCCAAACCAAACCCUCCAUCAGAAUCACGCUCCAGGUCAAAGUCUGCUUCAAAAACCCGAUCUCGGUCCAAGUCUAGAUCCAGGUCGGCGUCCAGAUCACCCUCUCAGUCUAGAUCCAGGUCCCACUCAAGGUCCUAACUGGCUACGAGCACAGCUGGAACUACCCGAGAAGUCUUUUGUACAUGUUUGGUAGCCGUAGCACAAGUGAUUGAAGUAGAACAUGUCACUGCUGUACAUUUUUAACUCCCCUAAUGGUGUGUCCACAAUUGUUAAAUCUAAGUGCUUCCUCUUCGUAAAGCCUCCUGGCGCCAGGCCUUCCUGCUCAACUGAAAACAGUCUUCUCUUUGAAAAACCCCCUUUACUCAUGGCCCACAGUAGAAUAUCCAAAACGCCUUGGCUUUCAGGCCUGGCCUUUCCUACAGGGAGCGCAGUUCCUGGACGGCACUAAGGCUGGAAUGAUGACAUAGGUAGGUAUGGUGAGUUCGACCAUUUUUGCCCUUGAAUUGACGCCCUUUGAUGUAUGCCAUUUAGUGAAAGUGCUAAGUCUUAAGUUUCCUACCACUUUUGUUCCAUAUUUUUGGACUUAACAAAGUUGUGAAUAGCACAGUCGAGGAAAAUCGAUACCUGCAGUAACCCAUAGGAAAUAAACUCUAGAGUUCCAUAUUCUGGUAUUGUGAUUAUAUUGUUUUAUAUUAAAAAGAAAAGAAAAAAGAAUUUUUUUUAAUUUUAUUUUUCCCCGUCUUGCAAAGUAUAGUGACCCCUGUUUCCAUUAAAUUUGAAUAAAGACUAUUUUUGCUUGACAAAAUUUCAUGGUGCUUGAAUGGAAGUUGCAUUUCCUGAUAGAGCUCAGCAGCCUCUCUCAGCAUGAAAAGUUCAGUGUGUGAUGGCUGUUUGGUUUGUUGGGCUCACCGUGGGUAGAGUGCCAACAUUUCCUAAAGAGUUUUUCACAACUAACAGAAUAAAGGCACGUUUUCCAGAAAUUGGCAAAUUGAUGAGAACUGAAUCAGUUUGGGAACUCAGACUAUCAACAGAUGAGUGUUUCAUGAACAUAGAGUUCUGUGCUGUUUGAAUUGCUUGCAUGAGUCUGCAGUAGUUACCUUAGAGUUUGGACUAAUCAGAAACCAGGAAGAAAAACUGCCGGGUUAUCGUUGUCCGGUCAUUCUCUGCAUUACUUGUCUGGCGAGCGUUUGGAGGUACCACGAGAUGCAUACCCCAGCCUGCACCCCCGCCGAGGGAGCUGUGAGAGACAUCAGAGCAGGAAGGAGUCUGGGAAUCUUCACUGUGAGCUGCAGCAAGCUUGGGAGGAGAGAAAACCCCUUCUCAGACUGCUGCCUUUGAGCAUUUGGGGCUGCCAAAUGUCCUAGACUGUCCUGUCACCUUCCAUAGAACAUUCCCUGUAGAGCACACUGUGAAGACAAAAUCGGUUUCUUGCCCUUCUACAGGUGUGUUCUGGUUGCAAAUGGGAAGUGACCCCAGGGUGACAUGUCAUUCAGAGAAGGGAGUUGUAACUUCAUCUGGGUUCAGACAGUUUGGAGCACUGAGGUUAGACCUUUACGGAGGUGGUGGUGGAGGUUAGGAAGGCAUGGGGCUGUGUGCCUGGGGACCAGGGGUUUGAUCAUGGAGACAAGUUUAGCAAAAUGGAUUGAAUCUUAGAGGGCUAUAAAUGCCAAGGGGAGGGAGCUGAAAAUCCUUGCACAGGAGGGUAGGAGUUGUAGGGCUCUACUGCUGGUAAAUGGAUCUGACCAUCAUGUGAACUCCCGGGGGCAGCCACCCCAGCCGCACAGUGAUUGCAGUUGUUUGGGGCCGGAGCACAUCAAGGAGCAGGAAAGAUCUACAGGUUACCUGGGAAACGGAAUUGUCCAUAGUCGUCCAGGUGAUGAAGCGUUUCUGAGGAACAGAUGGGAUGAAGGAGACUGAGGUGAGUGUUGGAGACCUGAAAUGUCAAGAUCCCAAAGGACAGCUAAACUAAGGAGCCUCCAUUUCCUCCUAGAGCUUUCUUUCCUCUGUUUACCUGGGCCCAGUCCUUUGUCAUUACAACAAGGUGACGCCAACCAGUACAUUUCCCACUGCCGCUGAUCCAGUGUCAGGCUCCAGUGGUGAUAAGGACUAAGCAUUCCCUAAGGGUGAGGUCUGGUCUUUGGGUAUUUUUCUUCUCUCACAAGUUAAAGUUCUCAUUUUCAUGAUUAAGGCACAUUAAUUCUAACCAAGUGAACUUACUGUGUGAGACCUUUAAAUGUUGUGACAUGGAAGUUCCAUCUCUGUACAAAAUGGAUCUACAAUUAUUUUUUCCCCAGCAGUUUUUAAACCCAUUUAUAUUUACUUAGCUUCUGAUUUAAAAGGAAGUGGUUAAAAAAAAAAAUAAGAGAGUUUAUCACUUUUUGAGUUCCAAAUGUGCAUCAGUUAGUCCUUUCAUGUAUAUUUUUCAUCGUGUUAUUGCAGCACUACCCUGGAUUGGUACUGUUGGGUUCAGUUGCAGCACGAUGUCCACCCGCCCCCAAAAGCAUUCAGUUGAUACUUGAUGCCUUCUAAAUAGGUCAUGGGAAGAGAGUAUGAACACAGUAGACAAGGCCCUCUUGCCAUGGAACAUUCUUUGACUGUUCAGGUUGGGGUCAUGGAACUUGGCCCCUGAUCAGUACUGAGCACUUCCUGUGGGCCUGACACUGGACCACUGAGCACUUCCUGUUGGCCUCACAGUUCCCUGUCUUUGGCAAAUCACUGCACGGAGCUCUCCUGCCAGCUGUUGAAGAGGGUCUCUAAGUGUGGUACUUGUUCUUGGCUGCAUUGUUAUCCCUAAACAACAAACUGAUCUUUCUAGUUUAAGUUGGGAAGAUGGCAGUAACUUGAGGUAAAGGUUAGGUUGUGACAAAAGCUCGGAGUGAUGUGAUUUGUCCAGUGUAGCACAGCUAGUGACAAAAAUAGGAUUCCUCUCUGGACUUCUGUGGGUCUCCUCCCUUGUAAAGCUUCAUUUUUGAUGCAAGAAAACAUUUGUUUCAAGUUCUAGCAGGAUUUGAACUGAGGUCCAAGUCAAAUAGGGUUUCUACAAGAUUUAGCCUGUUUUCCUUAAGUGUCUCAGUUGCUGCAGGACAGGGCCACAACCCACUAUUAUGAGAAAGUUUUAAUUGCUCCAUCACUUAGUCAAGAUUUAAAGGAUUGUCUGUGAGUGUCACUUUGACCAAGUCCAGAUUGUCAUCCCAUAUCCUAUGCCAAGGAAUGAAGAAAAUGAGGAUGGCUCAUCUCACUUCUGUUACAGUGGGAAGCAGUGAAGCAGUAACCAUAGAAAUGCACCCAACUCUUGUGGCGCCUGAGAGGCAGUCUGCUGCUUCAAAAUGACACCAGACAUCUCUUUCCCUGCCACUGGCUGCCAGAAACCAUUGAAGUGGACGAAGAACACAAACUUUUAUGAGCUGAAGGCCACAGAAGCUGCUCUUUCACUGAGUGAAGAAUCAAAGGGUUAUGUGGUCCGAAUCAGUGGUGGGAAUGACAAAAGUUUCUCCUGUCUCUCUUGUCUUAGUUCUGCAACACAAAUGUGGGAUAUUGAUCUGGAGAAACGGUACACUAAGAAAAACAAGGAAGAGGCUGCAGAGUAUGCUAAACUUCUGGCCAAGAGAAUGAAGGUAGCCAUGGAAUCACCAGAAGCAGACUGUCUUUGAGAACUUACACUUCGGAGUCCAGUCAAAAAUGAGAUUCUCUGAAAGUGACAAGGCAUCAAAAAAAAAAAAAGAAAGAAAAAAAAGAAAUUUUCCCCAAACAGGAAGAGUCAAGUACAAAGGUCCACUAUAAUUCACCUCUUUGGGUCAAGCUCAACACAACCCUUUUCAUAUUUAACCUCCCCCAUCACCCUCCAAAAAAGUUGAAGUACAAGGGUAAAAAACAGCAGGGCCUCCCUGGUGGCACAGUGGGUUGAGAGCUGUGCUGUGAAGCUGUGCUGUCCACAGCCUCUGCAGAGCCAGUUCAAUCCCGGCCGGCCAGGGAGAUACCCUCAUGGCAUGGCAGACCUCUCCUGUUUCACCCGCUGCUCCCCUCGGCAGUGUCUUUGGUCUGUCUACCUAGUCUGUUCCCCGCUCUGUCUCUGGUGGAGUCUCUCACCCUCCUGCGCCUCUGACCUGCACCCUAGUUCUUGUAUAAAUAAAUCUUUAGAAGAAAAAAAAAGUACAAAGGCUAAAAUAAUUAAAAAAAAGCAAUAACAAUUGUGGUCAAUUAUAAUCAGACUAUCAGUAAUGACUUCAAAUAUCAAUGAUUUAAAUGGUAAGACACUGUCAGGGUGAAUUAAGAUCAAACUACUGGGCUUCCCUGGUGGCGCAAGGGGUUAAGUCGCAGCACUCUGAAACAAUCUGCAGCAUGAGUUCCUGUUCAAUCCCCACAGGGAGCUACCCACAUGGUGCAGCAGAGCUCCCGUCUUGCCGGCUGCUCCCCUCAGCAAUAUAUUUCCGUCAAUCCACCUGUUCUACUCCUGACUCUGUCUCUGGUGAAUCCUCUCACUCCAGCUCUUGUAUGCCUACACCCCAGCUCUUGUAUGCAUAAAUAAAUAAAUCUUAAAAAAAAAUCCCACUACUAUGUAUGUUGUCUAUACGAAACCCAUUUUAAAUGUGAAGACGGAAUAGAGAAAGCUAAUCAAAAGAAAGUUGGGAUGGUUGUAUUAGUGUCAGAGAAAGUGGGCUUCAGAGCAAGGAAAAUUAUCUGUAAUUAAGAUGGAAAUUAACAGAAAAGAUAGCUGCAAAAUCCCAAAAUAGUUAAGCAGCACACUUCUAAGUAACAGGUCAAAGAAGUCAUGAGAAGUAUUUUGAACUACAAACACCAGUAUUUGUGGGAUCCAGCAAAAGCAUUAACUCUUACAAAAGAAGAAAGACCUAAAGUCAAUAAGCCGCUACUUUCAGGAAACAGAAGAGCAUAUUAAGCUAAAGUCAGAAGCAAAGAAAAAUUAGAGUGGAAAUCCAUGAACUCGAAAAUGAGAUUGGUAGGAAAAAAAUCAAUAAAACCAAGAUUUUUUUGAAAAAUAAAC